Messenger RNA from Parnassius apollo (apollo), 333 nucleotides. Lineage: Eukaryota; Metazoa; Arthropoda; Insecta; Lepidoptera; Papilionidae. The record is from the annotation of a GenBank genome assembly.
AUGACCGCUUCGGCUGUCGUCCGCAUUGCAAAUCUUUUGUCGCUUUUUGUAUUGGAACGGAAAGGCUGUGCGCCGCCAAACGCCCCCUAUGUGGUGUACACCGACGAUCGCGGACAGUUACUGGACACCCUCCCGGUGUGCCAAGAUUUUAAUCGACAAGGAUGUACCAGACCUACCUGCAGAUUCGUUCAUAUUCGUGAAGGGUGCGGGCUGCAGGUGGUGGGGUGCCGCGUAGUGGUGUGCCGCGACGCCGCCGCAGGCACUUGCCGCCGAGCCGCCUGUCGCUACUACCACAUCCCCGUACAACUGCCGCCAGCUCUACGCCCUCCUUAA